Chiloscyllium plagiosum (whitespotted bambooshark) is the source of this 8167-nucleotide messenger RNA. NCBI's taxonomy places the organism in Eukaryota, Metazoa, Chordata, Chondrichthyes, Orectolobiformes, Hemiscylliidae. The record is from RefSeq and is a predicted model, not a curated record.
AGAGAGAGCACCCUCCUCCCCACCCCCGGGGGAGGGGGAGUCCCAGAUCUUCAGUUGGUGCUUUGACUCUGACUCGGCACGGAUGGAUUGUGGGCAGUGGUGUAAGAGCCUUGAGUCCUCCACUAUUGAGUUUAGAGGAAUCGGCCAGCCAGAUCAUGUUAAAGGUCAAGUAAAUUACGAUCGAAGAAGAAAAAGAAAAGCAAAGAAUGAAGUCUGAAAAUUGACAUAGCAGGGGUCCUGAAUAAAGAUGAAGGAGGUAAAGCCAUACUGUGUCUGAGUGUUUGCUUUGACUGACAUGGGGAUAGGGAAACGGAACAGCAAGAGAGCAACUGCCAUCAAGACAGAAACACCUGGUGAGCUAACGUCUUGCUGUCAAGAACUUAGGAAACACUCUCAAUCAAAGUUCCAGGUCUUUGAAUUUGGAAUUGGCCAUCAAGUGCAUGUUUAAGGAGGAUGAACACAGAGGAACUGGAGUUACUGGGCGAUUCCAAAUACAGAAAUUAUGUAGCUGCGGUGGAUAAAGCACUAAAAAGCUUCGAGUAUUCCAGUGAAUGGGCAGAUCUAAUAUCAGCGCUGGGUAAACUUAACAAGGUUUUACAGAACAAUGCAAAGUACCAGGUGGUCCCAAAGAAGCUAACUAUUGGCAAGCGGUUGGCCCAGUGUCUUCACCCAGCACUGCCCAGUGGUGUCCAUCGAAAAGCACUAGAAACCUAUGAGAUCAUCUUUAAAAUCAUUGGCUCUAAAAGACUGGCCAAGGAUCUUUUCUUAUACAGCUCUGGCCUUUUCCCUCUUCUUGUCAAUGCGGCUAUGUCUGUCAAACCUGUGCUGUUGAGCUUAUAUGAAGUCUAUUUCUUGCCUCUGGGUAAGACUCUGAAACCAGGACUGCAAGGACUGUUGACUGGGGUGUUGCCUGGUCUGGAAGAAGGCUCUGAGUACUACGACAGGGCAAACACAUUGCUGGAGAAAGUUGCAGCUGCAGUGGAGCAGUCUGCAUUUUACAGUGCUCUUUGGGGGAGUAUUCUGACCAGCCCUGCUGUACGGUUACCAGGGAUCACCUAUGUACUCGCUCAUCUGAAUCGGAAGCUUUCUAUGGAGGACCAACUUUAUAUUAUUGGCAGUGACAUUGAACUGAUGGUUGAAGCAGUCAGUGUUUCAGUUCAGGACUCCAGUGCUUUGGUGCAGAGGAGCACCUUGGAUCUCAUACUGUUCUGCUUCCCUUUUCAUCUGUUUCAGGCAACUCGCCCAGACAUGAUCCAGAUAUUGUCUGCAGCUCUACACGUAGUACUUCGGAGAGAUAUGUCUCUCAACCGUAGACUUUACGCCUGGCUCCUUGGUUUUGAUAACAAUGGUUGUGUCAUAGGCCCCAGAAGCACCAGACAUAGUAAUCCAGAGGAGCAUGCAAUCUACUAUUUUAAUAACUUUUCCAAGGACCUCCUGAUUCAGGCAAUGGUGGGAAUAUUACAAGGAAAAAGAUGUGGCAAGGAAGAGAAAAUGCCAUUACAUGAUCUGAAACCGUUCCGUAUUCUCAUUAGUCUGCUCGACAAGCCAGAAUUAGGGCCAGCAAUUUUGGAGGAUGUACUUAUAGAAGUUUUCAGGGCAUUGCAUUCACAGUGCAAAGCAGAAUUGAAUCUGAAAACACAACCUUCUUACUGUAAAGAUGAUACUCAGUUAAGCAGUAAGAUGAGAGAAAAUAAGAAGACUUCAGAGCUGAUUAAAACUGCAAAUCUCCUCUUCAAUUCUUUUGAACCAUAUUAUAUGUGGGACUAUAUAGCUCGUUGGUUUGAAGAAUGUUGUAGGAUAACACUGAAUACAAGAUUGCAGGCCUCAUCUCAUGGCAAGGAAAUGUCAGAAUAUUGUCUGCCUGAAUUCUGUCUCUUAGUUGACUUUCUAUUGGACAUUGUGUCAUUGCCAACUCGAAGUAUGAGAGUACUAUGCCAGGAGACCUACAUUGAGAUUCAAACUGAACAUUUACCCCAGUUGCUACUGCGAAUGAUAUCUGGCCUGACAAGCCACUUGCCAGCUUUAUGCCUGUCUGAACUCACUGAUUGCUUAAAGCUGUGUUCAAAGAUACUUAGUAAAGUGCAGCCACCCUUGCUAUCACCUGGGGCAGAGUGUAAAUUGCAAUUUCCAGGAAGCACCAGCUUUGUCCAACAGAAAGAAGUUCAAAAGAUUUCAUCAUCCAAUCUUGGGACUUCUGGUGAUGUGUUUGAAGAUGGUGAAAAUCCUCCUAGCAGUCAGUCAUCUGAAAGUGGUUUUACAGAGUUUGUGCAGUAUCAGGCCGACAAGAAUGAUGACAUUGACAAAGUACUAGGUGAGAGUCAGGAUUCUGGGUUAUUGCCACAGGGCAGUGCUGCCUCAGAAACGGAAACUGCUUCCACCAUUGGGUCUGAAGACACAAUGAUACCAUCAUCAAGAUCCCAAGAGGCUAAAGUGGCUGUGUCUGUGGGUACUUCUCAAAAGACAACAAUGCAGUAUUGUCUGGAGUACUUUGAGCAGUUUUUGACCCAGUUUAUUACUCUUUAUAUUAUUCCCAAUGAAAUUAUUUGCCGGGCAUUUGCAACAGGAUUUCAGAUGGAUUUGUGCAAAGACAGAUGCCAGACUAGUGGCAGUGACCUUGGUGACCAAGGUGAUGCAACAUUUCAAACAACAGAGCAACAACAGAAUUCAAAAGACUAUCAUCAUGCAUUCACUGCUGCAUGCCAGCUUUUCUUUGAAUGUUCCAGUUUUCCUGUUUACAUUGCAGAAGGAAGUCUAGCAUCUUCAGCCCAUAGCAAUAAAUCAGAAACCGAUUUUGAUCAGGUAAAGCCACCAGUCUGGCUCCAGACCCUCAUGACUGCCUGCUGUUUUGCCAGUGAUUUCAGCAUUCAGAGUAUUGCCAUUUCAUUGAUACUUGACUUAGUUGGUCUAACUCAGUCGGUCGCUGCUGUUAGUGGAGAAAACCUGAAAAACCUUGAGUCUGCACAGCCCAGAAGUCCAAACCAGGGAACAGUAGCCGUUGUCAUCAUGCCACCAGUUACACAAGAAAAUCUCACGUAUAUCACUCAAAAAACCGAAUUUUUCAAGCAAGUGGCGGUGAUACUUUGGAAUCAGCUUGGGGAUAAAACCCCACAAUAUUAUCAGAGAGGUGUCGAACUGUUUUAUCAACUGCAUAAUCUCGUCCCAUCUUCUAGCAUUUGCGAAGAUGUAAUUAGUCAGCAACUCUUACAUAAAGACAAGAAAAUACGUACGGAAGCACACGUCAAUUUUUCAGUACUUUGGCACAUUACACGAGACCUACUUAUCAACAAGUCUUCCUCCUUUAAUCGUACUUUUGACAGGUCUCUGUUAAUAAUGCUCGAUAGCCUGAGUAGCAUGGAUGGCUCCAUUUGUUCAGUGGCUCAGUCCUGGCUGAACCAAUGUAUUCAGAGACAUGACAUUGCAAGGAUCCUUGAGCCAUUGCUUCUGUUGCUACUCCACCCAAAAACUCAGCGUAUUUCUGUUCAACGAAUGCAAAUUGAGAGGCACAUAAGUAAAUCCAAGAAUACACCUGUUGAAGAAGAUACGAUUGCUUACAUGCAAGGGAUUAAUGGUACAGAUGUUUUUGGACACCUAUCCUUUGACCCUGGAAAACACCCAGCUUCUAAAGAAACGAUUAACAAACAUUUAGGUGCAGAAGAAAUGGAGAACUUCAGCUUUACGGUGAAUCCUCUGAGUGACAGGUUGUCAAUGCUGAGCACAAGUAGUGAAACAUUACCAUUUGGAGUGUCAGACUUCGAUCUACAGGAGCAACAGGCAGAAAUCCUUCAUAGUUCUGAAUCUGGCUGUUCCCAGUCCUCAACAGGAGACAACAGCAGUUAUGAGGCAGAACCAUUGAGUAUGGGAAGUGCUAAAACCAACAGAAAUGCACAAAUUUGGUCAGAAUGUUCAGUGGAUGUUAUUGUGCAAGAAGUAGUUUCACAUUUGAUCAACAAUGUUGUAAAUGGAUUAAAUAGCGAGUUUGAAUCUCCAGAGCCUCAGGCUUCAGCUCAGACUGAAGCUAGUAUGUUGGGAUCAAGUGAAAACUUGCAACCAGCUGAGUGUUCUUUUCAAAAUGAGGCUAAAAGCCUGAGUAUUAAAAGUUCCUUGAAUGGAACUAUUAAGUGUAACAGUUCUGAAAGUAUGUCUGCUUCAACUGAUGCUGAUGUUGGGACCAUUUUUGGAAGCCUAAGUAGACCCAAAUCCUCACUAACUAUUUCAGUACCUGAAGAUCCUUUGUCUCAAUACAGUCUCUCUACAGAAGAGAUGCAAUUGAUAAAGAUGAACCCGCUUGGUAACCAUUUAGGACAAAUUGGCAAAGUGAUAAUGAAACCAUUUAAUAGAGAGCUUGACAUCAAAGAUCUUCCUAUACCACCUGGAGCAAAACCCAAAAUAAAAAUAAGCAAAAAGAAGGAAGAUGACAAAAAGAAGGCACAGAAUGAGAAAAUGAAGCCACCUAAUGUGUCCUUUGGAGAUAACAUGGACCUGGAGAACUGGUACAGCUGUGGUGAAGGCGAGAUUUCUGAAAUUGAGAGUGAUAUUGGAUCUCCAGGAAUCUGGAAAACUUCAAAAUUUCAUAUUCAUCCUUUAUAUCAGCAUGUUUUACUCUAUCUUCAAGUGUGUGAUUCCACAAGGGCUUUACAUGCUCUGUCUGCUGUUGAAUCUAUCUUGAAAACAAAUCCAAUAGGAUUUGUGAGUGCCAUUUCCACCACGAGUGUAAAUAAUACCUAUACUCCACAGCUUUCUCUACUGCAGAAUCUUAUGGCCAGGCACCGAAUUUCUGUCAUGGGUAGGGACUUCUAUAGUCACAUUCCACUCGAUUCCAGCCAUGCUUUUCGUAGCUCAAUGUACAUAGAGAUCAUUAUCUCUCUCUCUUUGUACUUUAUGAGAAGCUACUACCCCGCCCAUGUAAAAGUGACUCAACAGGAUCUUUCUGGAAACCGAAAUUUGCAAAUUGUGAGUAUCCGAAUCCUAACCUUACUUUUUACUGAGCUGGCAAAAGUGACUGAAAGUUCAGCCAAAGGCUUUGCUAGCUUUAUCUCUGAUAUGCUGCUGAAGUGCAAAGUUCAGAAGGUAGUCCUCCACUGCUUACUUUCUUCUGUCUUCAGUGCUCAGAAGUGGCACUAUCUGAGAACUGCUGGGAAAAAUGUAAUGACCAUUGAAGAAGGCUUAUCUGAGGACAGUAUCAUCAACUUUUCAGAGGAUGAAAUUGACAAUUGCAGCACAUUGCAGACUCAGCUAUUAAAGCUGGUACAGCGACUGAUUGUCCUGGAGCAUAAAGUGAUGUUUACAUCUGAAGAUAAUGAGACAGGAUAUGAGUUUGUCACCUCUGAUAUAGAGAAUAGUAAUGCACAACAGUCAUUGACCUCUUUACAAUAUUUGCACUCUCAACCAAUUACUUCUCAGGGAAUGUUCAUGUCUGCUGUACUUAAGGCAUUCAAUCAACCCUUUUCCUGUAAAAUGAAUGCUCAGUGGAUUGGACUGAUAACAUCAACUCUCCCGUAUAUGGGGAAAGUGCUUCGGAGGAUGGUAACAGCUGUGACAUUGCAACUUUGUCGAAAUUUGGACAAUCUAAUCCAUCAAUAUAAAUAUGAGUCCGGAAUGUCAAAUAAUAGGCCCACAUGGAUGGCAGUGAGUGUUGCCCCAGACAUGAUUCUCACUCUCCUCGAAGGGAUGACUACAAUUAUUCACUACUGUUUGUUAGACCCUUCCAUACAGUAUCACCAGCUCAUGGUUUCUGUGGAUCAGAAGUAUUUGUCGGAAGCACGAAAUGGAAUUCUUUUUAUAUUGUCAACCAUUGUAUCUUCUGUGAGCCUGCUGUGGGGGAUUUUACAGGUUGUGGACUCAACUGAGAAAACCAUUGCUGCCUCUGCUGUAACUAUCAACCUGGGUUCCACAAAGAGCCUCCGGCAACAGAUUUUAGAGCUCUUAGGACCCAUCUCAAUGAAUCAUGGUGUACACUUCAUGGCAGCUAUUGCUUAUGUUUGGAAUGAGAGGAAAGAGAAUGCAAGCACCAUCAGAAACAAAGUUAUUCCUGUACCCUGUCCUGAGCAGUUGUUGUUGGUGGAACUAGUGCGCUCCAUUAGCGUAAUGAGGGUUGAAACUGUUAUACAGACAGUGAAAGAAGUGUUAAAACAGCCUCCACCUUCAACCAAGGAAAAGAAGCAAGUUCCAGAAGAAGUUUGUAUGUUGCAGUUUUUCUAUGCGUAUAUCCAAAGGAUUUCAGUGCAGAAUUUAGUAGACAGCUGGCCAUCCCUUUUAACAUUGCUGAAAGAUUCUGUUCAACUUUAUCUACCACCACCAGGGCAAUUUCUUAUCCUUGGAGUACUUAACGAAUUUAUCAUGAAAAAUCCCAAUCUGGAAAACAAAAAGGACCAAAGAGACCUACAGGAUAUCACCCAUAAGAUAGUGGAGGCCAUUGGAAACAUUGCAGGGUCUUCUUUGGAGCAGACCACCUGGCUAAGGAGGAAUCUCGAAGUAAAAGCUUCUCCACAAAUCCUAUUGGAAGGAAACAACUUGGAAAGAGAUGUUGAAGAUAUUAUGUUGACCCCGGUGAUGGAGACGUCCAGUAUCACACCUUCUGUAUACAGUGUGCAUGCACUGACCUUACUGGCUGAGGUUUUAGCUCACCUUUUCGACAUGGUAUUUCACAGUGAAGAAAAGGAAAAAGUUAUCCCAUUACUUGUUAACAUUAUGUACUAUGUUGUUCCCUAUCUACGCAAUCACAGUGCUCACAAUGCCCCAAGUUACCGAGCAUGUGUCCAAUUGGUAAGCAGUCUGAGUGGCUACCAGUAUACAAGGCGAGCUUGGAAAAAAGAAGCAUUUGAUCUGUUUAUGGACCCUAACUUCUUCCAUAUGGAUGCGUCAUGCGUUAGUCAUUGGAGGGCCAUCAUAGAUCACCUUAUGACCCAUGACAAAACCACAUUCAGGGAUCUCAUGGCUCGAGUUGCCGUGGCACAAAGCAGUUCACUCAAUUUGUUUGCAAGUCGUGAGGCGGAAUUGGAACAGCGAGCAAUGCUCCUAAAGAGGUUGGCCUUUGCUAUUUUUAGCAGUGAAGUGGAUCAAUACCAGAAGUAUCUACCAGACAUACAAGAGCGCCUGGUGGAAAGUCUGCGUCUACCACAAGUCCCCACACUCCAUGCCCAGGUGUUCCUAUUUUUCCGGGUAUUGCUGUUACGGAUGUCUCCACGCCAUCUCACCUCACUGUGGCCUACUAUGAUCACAGAACUGGUGCAAGUAUUUUUGCUGAUUGAACAAGAACUGACAGCAGAUGAAGACAUUUCAAGAACUGCUGGACCAUCAGUGUCGGGCUUGGAAACCACCUACAUGGGAGGUAAUGGGGUCUCCACAUCUUACAACAAUCAGCGGUGGCUUGGCCUAUACCUGUCUGCAUGCAAAUUCCUGGAUUUGGCUUUGAACUUGCCCUCUGAAAACCUUCCCCAAUUUCAGAUGUAUCGUUGGGCUUUCAUUCCAGAAAUAUCUGAUGAUUCAGGUUUGGAAGUUCGCAGGCAGGGGACACAUCAACGAGAAUUCAAACCUUAUGUUGUUCGAUUAGCCAAACUGCUGAGGAAAAGAACAAAGAAAAAUCUGGAAGAUGACAACUCGGUGAAGACACUAGCAUGGGAGCCUGGUCAUCUGCUGCUGACCUUUUACUCUGUUCGUAGCAUUGAGCAGUUGCUUCCCUUUUUCAAUGUGCUCAGUCAGUUUUUUUCCAACAAAAUCUCAAGUAGAUUUACUGGAUCCUCAGGGAGUCCAAUCCCGUGGACAAACUCAUUCUCAGUCAAAGACCUUAAACCUGACAACCAGAAAACAUUCUGGAGCAAAGGCAGACAAAUAAUAGAGGAAGUGCUUGAGAGAGAUUUCCUUGAAGGUGUUAUAAAAACAUAACACUGGAGGUAGUGUAAUCACUCAAAGCAAAUAUUCUGCAAUGUGUACAUUUGUUUGUAUUUGAACAAGGAACAAAUUUCAACAAUGUAAUCAUAUUAAAUUUUAUUUGUACAGAUUGUGUUCUGAUUACUGAAUUAUGAAUUUGAUUUUGUCCAAGUAUGUUGACUCAUUAAUUAUGGUGCCCAAAAUAUAAAUUACUGUAUUAUUCCAUUUGGUUCCAAAUAAUUGCACUCAUGCUCAAUUCUACAGGUGAUGACCCAUUAUUAAAAGUACAUGUACCUUUUAA